UAGAGGAAGUAUUUGCUUCUCAAAUAACAUUUAAAUAACACAUGUAUAAAGUUUUUAUAUGUCAAACUGUUGAUAAUUUGGAAAAACCCUUAUAACUAAUAAUCAACCAAACGUGUAUGGAUAUACUUUAUUUCCCGAUUAAACUAUAAUUAAAGUCAAGCUAAUUAAAUAGUCCUCAGGUACAUCGCGAUCGCCCCGCCCAGCCGGCUCAACGAGGUACCGCCGUCUCCGACGGUUGCUGCCAUAGGAAGGAAGCCAACCUAUAAGGGAAGAAAACAUGAACAAGUUGAUGAUAGCCGGAAAUGACGUGCCUUAAGGACAACCAUCAAUCAUAUUGUAAGAAGAAGAAGAUGAGCAAGUCAAGUUUGUAAUUAAGGAUUCAAAGAAAACCUUCACCCAAUCCCUCACGUGUCCCUCAAAAUUGUCCAAAGUAUAUUAUCCCGCCAACCACAAUAUAGCGUAUAUAUAUAAUCACAUUUCCCUCCUCCAAAUAAUCUUGUUACUGAAAAAACCAUUUUACAAGGUAUUAUUAGAAAUAAAAAGUGAUGGAAUUCGAACCGACGCAACCGUUAGCGGAGAGGGUAAUCCGAGCACUCCGCCACCGCAUCCGGUUGCUCCACCGGUGCGACUCCACUUUCUUCGUCUUGGGCGCCACCGGAAACGUAUACGCCGUCAACUUAUCUUCCACUCCGUCGUGCACAUGCCCUGACCGGACAAAGCCCUGUAAACAUAUCCUCUUCGUCUUCAUCCGCGUCCUCGGCGUUCCCCUCGACGAUUCCUGCCUCUGGCGGCGGACUUUACGGCCGUGCCAGCUCAACCGCCUCCUUUCCUUGCCGGCGUCGGCGGAUACGCUCGCCGGAUCCAACGUGCGUGAGAUGUUCCAUCAGUUGUUCUUCCGGGAAGGGCGGCCCGGCGGGUCGGCCGGAGAAGUGGAGGUGGGAGAGGGGGCUACUUGUCCGGUUUGUCUGGAGGAAAUGGGGAAAUUAGGGGAGAAGAUUGUUGCUUGUGGGACUUGCCGGAAUCCGAUACACCAUGAGUGCUUGAUGGCUUGGAAGAAGAGCAGCAGGAGGAGGUCGGCGAGUUGUGUGCUGUGCCGGGCGCGGUGGCGGAAUCCGGCAGCGGAGCAAGACAAGUACUUGAAUUUGUCUGCUUACAUUAGUGAGGAGGAUGACAUGGUUGAUCAGGAUCAACCCCGUUGCAGAUGAUUAAAUACGUAAUAGUACUAUCUUUUAUUUGUACUUGAUUAAAAAAAUAUCUUUGUUUUCGUUGAUCUAGGCUACAGUUGCUUAUACGGUAUCGUUGGAUGAAAUUAUUAGGUUAAGGGAAUAAUUUGUAAAUACAUGCAAAAAAUGAAAUCAAAACAACUAGUAUUGCUGCUGAUUGUUUAACCGGCAUGGAUGAUCAGAUACAGUGCGGUGUUAGGAAACUUAACUCAUUUAGUCGCUUGCUAACUCAGAUAAAACAAAAAGGAAAAGUAAAGAUUUAGAAGCACUCGACUUGUUCGUCAAUUUCUUAUCUCGACGACAAAGUCGAUGGAAUUUUAAUCUCUUCUUUGUUUCAUUUUUUUUUUUUUUGGUUUUCGA
Messenger RNA from Oldenlandia corymbosa var. corymbosa, 1583 nucleotides. NCBI's taxonomy places the organism in Eukaryota, Viridiplantae, Streptophyta, Magnoliopsida, Gentianales, Rubiaceae. The record is from the annotation of a GenBank genome assembly.